CACUCUGUUAUCGAUAGUUGCAUACCUGUAGCCCCAACAUUUGUUGGCUUAAUUGUUUUUUUUUAUAAAUAACUAGUCCUAGCGCUAACUAACAAAUUCCCCAAAAUGCCCAUUUACGAGAGCGUUAUGCAGGAGAAGCCGCCUAUUGUCCUGGACAUCGGCACCGCCUAUACAAAGCUGGGAUUCGCAGCGGAGGCCUACCCGCGAAAGAUUAUGCCCACGGAAGUGGUGAUGACCACGACAGGGAUCAGGAAGCGUCUGUUCGACUACGGUUCACCGGAGGAGCUCUACGACCAGCUGGUGGACUUUCUGCAAACGAUUUUCUUUAAGCAUCUGCUGGUCAGCCCAAAGGAGCGAAAGUUCGUAGUGGUGGAGAACGUAUUUGGGCCCACCGUGCUGCGCGAGACCUUGGCUCGCGUCCUUUUCGUCCACUUUGAUGUCUCCUCGGUGCUUUUUGUGCCCGUACACCUCAUCGCCCUGUCCCCGCUGGCCGUUCCCACCGCCCUGGUGGUUGACAUCGGCUACAGCGAGACCAGCGUAAUGCCAGUUUUCAGCGGUGUGCAGAUAAUGUCCGCCUUCAAGGAUCAAAGCUAUGGAGGCAAGGCCAUUCACGAGGAGAUCAAGCGUCAGCUGGUGGAGACGGGCGUAAAGGAAAGCCUGCUGUCGGAGAGCGUGCUCGAGGACAUCAAGGUGCGAACCUGCUUUGUGACCACCAUAGAAAGAGCCCAGGCGCGCGCCAAAGGUGGCGAGGAUCAGCCGAAACCAGCGCCAGAUGUGGACUAUAUCGUCAGCGACAAUGAUGCGGUAAUCCAAGUGCCCGGCAUUUUGCGGGAAAGCGUCUACGAGAUCAUGUUCGAGGCCAGUCACGAGCGGGACAGCCUGCCGCAUCUCAUACUGCGCUCCAUACUCGACUGCACGCUGGACGUGAGACGCGCGCUGGUCGAAAGUGUGUUUCUCGUAGGUGGUGGGUCAAUGGUGCAGGGUUUGUUGGCCCGAUUGCGCCAGGAACUGCAGCAUCUGCUCACCGAGGAUCCGUUCUACGCCGAGCGCUUUCACGGCGAUCUGGAGUUCAAGUUCUUCAACGCCAUUGGCAAGCAGAACUUCACCGCCUGGCUGGGCGGCGCCUUGUGUGGAGCGACUGACCUCAUCCAGACACGAUCCCUCGUCAAGGAGACGUAUCUGAAGAGUGAGCACGUUCCCGACUGGAGCAAUCUGUGCGACAAUCGGCCAACAGGCUCUUAGGUUUUUGAGGAGAGCCUUCAGGAGACAACUAACGCGUACUAAUUUAAUCUUUAUAUUACUGUAUUAUAUUUAUAGGCCUAAAGUUAACUGCAAGUAAAAGGUAUAAAAAAUAUAUUUGUAAACAAUUGUUUAUGAAGUGCUUAGAAA
This is a messenger RNA of Drosophila ficusphila, 1389 nucleotides long. RefSeq names its product actin-related protein 10 (gene Arp10). NCBI's taxonomy places the organism in Eukaryota, Metazoa, Arthropoda, Insecta, Diptera, Drosophilidae. The record is from RefSeq and is a predicted model, not a curated record. Gene Ontology annotation, biological process: retrograde axonal transport of mitochondrion. The coding region runs from base 106 to 1242 and encodes 378 amino acids. The transcript has 3 exons.